This is a messenger RNA of Carcharodon carcharias (great white shark), 2090 nucleotides long. It is a transcript of the gene pdcd4b, whose product is annotated as programmed cell death 4b. Gene Ontology annotation, cellular component: nucleus; cytosol. Bases 51 to 1442 code for a protein of 463 amino acids. Gene Ontology annotation, biological process: negative regulation of DNA-templated transcription. Lineage: Eukaryota; Metazoa; Chordata; Chondrichthyes; Lamniformes; Lamnidae. The record is from RefSeq and is a predicted model, not a curated record. The transcript has 11 exons.
UCACCCACCCCCUCCCCUCUCACCCCUCACCCCCACCCACCCACGUCAACAUGGCAACAGAGGCAGAGGCGAAAUUCAGCAGCUCUCCAGCAGAACUUGACAACAGUACUAGUAACAUGUUGUCUGGAGAUGAAGAUCAAACUGAAGCCAUUAUGCUGCCAAAUGAAAUCAAUGGGAACUGGACAUCACGAGAGACGUCUAUUCAUGAAGCUCGCCUCAAGGCUAAAGCCAAGAGACGUUUGAGGAAGAACUCUUCUCGGGAUUCUGGACGAGGAGAUUCUCUCAGUGAUAAUGGGGAAAGUAGUCGGAGUAUUAUUCCCACUAGUCCGAAGGGGAAAAUGUUGGACAGAAAGUCACGGAUGGGGAAAGGAAGAGGACUGCCCAAGAAAGGUGGAGCAGGAGGUAAGGGUGUCUGGGGGACGCCUGGUGAGGUGUAUGAUCUGGAGGAAGUAGAUGUCCGAGAUCCCAAUUAUGAUGAAGAUCAGGAGAAUUGCGUGUAUGAAACAGUGGUUCUACCCUUAGAUGAAGGGGUUUUUCAGAAAACCGUGACUCCAAUUGUACAAGAAUACUUUGAACAUGGAGACACCAAUGAGGUUCUGGAGUUGCUGAAUAACUUGAAUCUUGGAGAAAUGAAAUGUACUGUGCCAGUGCUAGCAGUUUCACUAGCUUUAGAGGGCAAGGCCAGCCACCGUGAGCUUACCUCCAGACUUCUGUCUGAUCUAUGUGGAAAAGUGCUCACUACAAAUGAUGUGGAAAAAUCCUUUGAUAUGCUGCUGAAGGAUUUGCCAGAACUAGCCUUGGACACUCCUGGAGCACCACAGCUCGUAGGCCAGUUUAUUGCAAGAGCUGUAGCAGAUGAAAUCCUGUCAAAAAGUUACAUUGAAAGUUACAAAGGAAAAGUGGAUUGUGAGAAUGCCAGAGCUGCCUUGGGUAGAGCAGCCGUGUUGCUCAGUAUGAAGAGGGGAGGUCUGCGACUGGACAAUGUAUGGGGAACAGGAGGAGGACAAAGGCCAGUUGAACAGCUUGUCCAAGAGAUUGACAUGUUGCUGAAGGAAUACCAGGUGUCUGGAGAUGUGGAAGAAGCUGAACACUGCCUGCGGGAACUCGAAGUGCCACACUUUCACCAUGAAUUUGUGUAUAAGGCUAUCGUGAUGGUUCUGGAAUCAACUGGGGAAACUACAUUCAAAAUGAUACUGAAGCUACUUAAGUCCUUGUGGGAAUCAACAAUCAUAACAGUGGACCAAAUGAACAGAGGUUUUGAGAGGGUGUACAAGGAAAUUCCUGAUAUUCAUUUAGAUGUGCCACAGGCUUACAAUGUGAUGGAACAAUUUGUGGAACAGUGCCAUCAAAUGGGGAUCAUAGUGAAACAGCUGAGGGAUCUUUGUCCCUCCAGGGGACGCAAACGCUUUGUGAGCGAAGGAGAUGGCGGGCGCUUCAAAUGAGAAAGUUGUCAGAGGUGAUUAAGCGCAAGUUCCUGCAAUUUUUUUUUUUGUUUUUGUGCAGUCAACUUUCUGAUUAUAGCUUUUCAGUCCCUAUAGCUCUCAUCACAUGUGAGCAUUGGGCACAAGUUAAACCUCAUUAAAUAUUUUCGAGUGCAUUCGCUACGAAAAUAGAACCAAAAAGCACUUAAUAUGUGGGGUAUAGAUUUUCUCUUUUUCCAAGGGUGAAGAAUUAACAGCAGUGCCACACGCUUGUGGUCAAUGAAAAUAAGCUACCUAAGGAUAUAUAUAGGUAAUCUGAUCAUUCCAUAGUCUUGUACAAACUUCACUGCCAAGCCUUUCUGAAUACUAUGGUCUUCAAAAAGACUGGCUUAAAUACUGAAAUCUCUAUGAAUGGGUUACACAUGCUGUGUGUAAUGGAUCUCUUGGCUGCUAAUGCUAAAAAUGCAAUGCUUCAAGCAGUUUAAAAAAAGCUGGACUCUACCUUUUUAUUUCUGUACAAUUUCCAGCAGAAUGUAUAAACUGUCCAAUUGAUUUAUGGUACAAAUAACUUCUGGCAUUAAAAAUUGAUUUUGAAGAUGGAAUAUGACAGUGGAUGUACUUUUCUUCCUUGCAGAACAUGAAAAUCAAAAUAAAGUUGGUUUUUAAAAA